CUCUUCCCUCAAAGGCUCAAACCAGUCCCCCCCUUCCUCCAUAUUCGCUUCUCAUAGCGGUCAACGGAUCAAAUAAACACUUCACUGAAUAAUAAUAACAACAAUAAUAAAGCCGUAUUUUUUUAAAAAAAUUUGUAGCGGUAACUCUUUUUUACUUCAAUUUGCUUUGCCGGAAGCUUUGGCCGGGGAUUUCUUGACGGUUAUUGGUUUUGUUUUUCCGAAGUCGGUUUUGAGGCUUUAAAGGUAUGAAGAGAAUGGGAGGGAGUCGGAGUUACUCGGCGAAUCCUAGCGAUUACAAGCUUCUGGAAGAGGUUGGUUAUGGCGCAAGUGCUACGGUUUAUAGAGCGAUCUAUAUUCCUUUUAACGACGUCGUAGCUAUUAAGUGCUUGGAUCUCGAUCGCUGCAAUAGUAAUCUGGAUGACAUACGCAGGGAAGCUCAAACAAUGAGUUUGAUUGAUCACCCAAAUGUUAUUCGGGCAUAUUGUUCCUUUGUAGUUGACCGUAGCCUUUGGGUAGUCAUGCCCUUCAUGUCAGAGGGUUCUUGUUUGCACCUCAUGAAGAUAGCUUAUCCUGAAGGUUUUGAGGAGCCUGCUAUUGGUACUAUUCUGAAAGAAACUCUUAAGGCUUUGGAUUAUCUUCAUCGACAAGGACAUAUUCAUCGGGAUGUUAAGGCUGGGAACAUACUGCUUGAUAACAAUGGCACUGUAAAGCUUGCUGACUUUGGUGUUUCAGCUUGCAUGUUUGAUUCAGGAGAUAGACAGCGUUCUAGAAACACCUUUGUUGGAACCCCUUGCUGGAUGGCACCAGAGGUCUUGCAGCCCGGAAGUGGAUAUAACUCCAAGGCUGAUAUAUGGUCAUUUGGCAUAACAGCAUUGGAGUUGGCUCAUGGUCAUGCACCUUUUUCAAAAUAUCCACCAAUGAAGGUUCUCCUGAUGACCAUACAAAAUGCUCCACCAGGACUAGAUUAUGAUCGAGAUAAGAAGUUCUCUAAGUCUUUUAAAGAAAUGGUAGCAAUGUGCCUGGUUAAAGAUCAAACGAAGAGGCCAACUGCAGAGAAAUUAUUAAAGCACUCCUUUUUCAAGCAUGCAAAACCUCCUGAGCUUUCUCUGAAGAAAUUAUUUACUGAUCUGCCACCACUUUGGAAUCGUGUGAAAGCCCUUCAGCUUAAAGAUGCUGCACAACUUGCUCUAAAGAAAAUGCCUUCAGCAGAACAAGAAGCUUUAUCACAGAGUGAGUACCAAAGAGGAGUUAGUGCCUGGAAUUUUGAUAUCGAGGAUUUGAAAGCACAAGCAUCUCUGGUGCGUGAUGAUGAUGAUAUUCAUGAGUGCAAAGAUGAUGAGAGCUUGAAAUCAAGCCCUGGUCAUAAGGCUGCAGCUUACUGUGAAUCUAGUUUGGGAAAGCUGAAUUUAGAUAGGGAAGUAUCUCUGGUUGAAUUUGGAGGACCAAGGAGCGUUGACUCAAUACAGCCUGAUUGCUUGAAUGAGACAGGAAAGAAUUUGGAUUGUGAUAGAGUUGAGAAGGGUUUGAGGAAAAAUGGAUCAAACAUUGAUGUUAUGGCAUCGACUUCAGAAAAGGAUGUUGAUUUGGCCAAGGCUAAAACAGUGAAACCCAGGCAAACCCAAAGUGGGCCACUUACAACUGGUCCUGUUCUUAAUCAUUCAUCUUCAGAUCGGGUUCGUAACUCAGAAAGGUUUGAAAAUGAAAAUUUACCUGCCAAUGAGAAAGUUUGCCAAGUUCGUAAAGCACCAAGUUUUAGUGGUCCAUUGAUGCUUCCUAAUCGAGCAUCUGCUAACAGCUUAUCAGCUCCUAUUAAGUCUUCAGGAGGGUUUAGGGAAUCUUUGGAUGAGAAGUCAAAGGCUAAUCUGGUGCAAAUAAAAGGUCGAUUUUCAGUAACAUCAGAAAAUUUAGAUCUUGUAAAGGAUAUUCCUUUAAGUUCAGUUUCACGUCGAUCUUCACAGUUUCAGACUUCACCUCUCAGAAAGUCUGCUAGCGUUGGUGAUUGGAUGUUUGAAUCCAAACAAGUGCCUAUCAUUCAAUCCCCCAAGGAUUUAACCAACGGUAACGUGCCCGCAUCAAUUCUUAUGACUCACCUUCAAAAUCUUUUCCAGCAAACCUCACUUCAACAGGAUCUCAUCGUGAAUUUGUUGAAUACCUUGCAGUCUGCCGAGGCUGUAGAUGCCUCACAAAACGGAAAGUUGCCUCCUCUUCCUCGUUCGGAGAGCAAUGGAAAUGUUGAAACCCCAGCUUCUGAGAGGGAGCGUUUACUGCUAGGCAAGAUCACGGAGCUACAAUCUAGAAUGAUGAAUCUGACUGAUGAGUUAACUGCUGAAAAGUUGAAACAUGAUCAAUUGCAACAACAAUUAAGGUUCGUGUCUGGCGUGGAAGAGAACGGGAUUCGAAGGGAAGUGGAUGCGUGAAAGCUGUAAAAAACUCGACUACCGGUAAAGUGAACUUUCCGUUUCUAUAAUCGUUACAAAAGAUGUAAAUCAUGCAGUUCAGAUUAUAACUGCGUUUCCACCAUUCUUUUUGCCUAAUGCCCUUAUCAGAUACAUGAUAUGGUGAAAUUCUUUAGGGCCCUGAUUGAUAUCGUCUGAUACAGUAGGGAAGCAAGCAUUCUUAAUUACUUAUGUAUACAUACAUAUAUAUACAAUGAUGAAUAAGAAAAUAUUGUGGAA
This is a messenger RNA of Gossypium raimondii (Peruvian cotton), 2675 nucleotides long. RefSeq lists its product as uncharacterized. Gene Ontology annotation, molecular function: ATP binding; protein serine/threonine kinase activator activity; protein kinase activity. Gene Ontology annotation, biological process: protein phosphorylation. The transcript is spliced from 21 exons. Bases 246 to 2417 code for a protein of 723 amino acids. Lineage: Eukaryota; Viridiplantae; Streptophyta; Magnoliopsida; Malvales; Malvaceae. The record is from RefSeq and is a predicted model, not a curated record.